Acanthopagrus latus (yellowfin seabream) is the source of this 2837-nucleotide messenger RNA. RefSeq names its product ADP-ribosylation factor 6a (gene arf6a). Gene Ontology annotation, cellular component: cytoplasm. The coding region runs from base 921 to 1448 and encodes 175 amino acids. Gene Ontology annotation, biological process: intracellular protein transport; vesicle-mediated transport. The record is from RefSeq and is a predicted model, not a curated record. The transcript has 2 exons. Gene Ontology annotation, molecular function: GTP binding; GTPase activity. NCBI's taxonomy places the organism in Eukaryota, Metazoa, Chordata, Actinopteri, Spariformes, Sparidae.
GUAACACAGCACCGCCACCGCUGUGACUGAACGGCUGACGAGAGGGAGAGAGGAGAGGGGAAGAAGAAGAGAGCCAGAGAGCGGCAAGAGCGGGGAGAAACGGCCCGGGGGACUGGGGGGUGACUGCCGCAGACGUAGGGGGGUGGAGGAGAAGAAAGUCGGAUGAAUCAAUGACCUUUUGAGCGCUCUGCCUCUGGAUGUCCCGCUGCCGAACCGGACCGGAGAGAUCCUGAUCGGGUGUGUUUUAAAGGGGAGGGGAGGAAAAAAAAAAAAAGAAAAAAAAAAUCUGAACUGUGCGUUUGAGAUCCAUUGACUGGAAUUUGGUUGACGGCAAGUGUGGACAGCCGACAAGCCGAGGAGGAAGUGGGAACCCCGGGCUUUGGACAGGGCCUGAUUUGUAAAAAAAAAAAAAAAAAAAAAGGCUGGUAGUGGUUCUGCUCCUCAUCAAGUCCAGCUGAACUGAGCCUGACUGGAUCUUUUUUUUUUUUUUUUUUUCUUUCAGAAGGAGACUUUGAGUUGAGUGGAUUUUGACGGAAGUCUGGAAACAAGGGGAUGUAAUUUUUUCUUCUUACAUCGGAGGGCAGUGGAUCAUGAAAAUACAUCCCCACCCAAUUCAGCGAGGGCUACAACACACACACACACUCCUCCAAGGCCAAAAGCCGCUCAGGUCAGAUCAUCUAGAGAGAAUUUGUACUGGUUCUGGUCCAACACCUGCACAAACUUGAAAGUCACUGCCUUUUUUUUCUAUCAUUAUUUGAAUAUUGACACCUGUGUCAGCCCACAGCUGCUAUCACGUGGAGGACAGUGAACGCCUCAGCUGUAUUGAAACCAGCUCCUUCCUUUCUCACAUUAGAGAAGCCUUUUGUUUUUGUUUUUUUUUUCCCCCCCUUCGCACAAAGUAUUUAUGCUCAGCGAACAAGAUGGGCAAAGUGUUCGCAAAGAUCUUUGGCAACAAGGAGAUGAGAAUAUUGAUGCUUGGACUUGAUGCCGCCGGUAAGACUACCAUCUUGUACAAGCUGAAGCUGGGACAGUCGGUCACCACCAUCCCCACGGUCGGGUUCAACGUGGAGACCGUCACCUAUAAGAAUGUGAAGUUCAACGUGUGGGACGUCGGGGGCCAGGACAAGAUCCGGCCCCUCUGGAGACAUUACUACACCGGCACCCAGGGCCUCAUUUUCGUGGUGGACUGCGCCGACAGGGACAGGAUCGACGAGGCCAGGCAGGAGCUCCACCGGAUCAUCAACGACCGGGAGAUGAAGGACACCAUCAUCCUGAUCUUCGCCAACAAACAAGACCUCCCGGACGCCAUGAAACCGCACGAGAUCCAGGAGAAGCUGGGCCUGACCCGGAUCAGAGAUAGGAAUUGGUACGUUCAGCCCUCGUGUGCGACAACAGGGGAUGGACUCUACGAGGGCCUGACCUGGCUUACCUCAAAUUACAAAUCUUAAUGUUUCUCCAAACCUUUUCACCAGCCCGGAGGCAAAAGGAAAAAAAGUAGCUGAGAAUGAUAUUAAAAAAAAAAAAGAAUGCAAUCUGAAGCAAUUAAUACCACGACCUCUCUGCUGAGUAUAUAUGUUGAAGAGAGUAGCAGUUAUAUUUUGUUUUAUCUUCCUUGUUUGAUGAAUGAUCUCGUCACUAUAACCCCACAUUUCAUUUAAAAAAAAAAAAAAGACAAGUUGUUUUAUUUUUUCUGGCUUUCCUUUAUUUUUGUUUUUUUUUUUAGUUUUGCUUUGGUUCACAUUCUGUAUAAUCAGUUUAAAAUAUACAACAAGCUUAAUUUCUUUUUGAGCUCUCAGUGCAAAUUCUUUCACCUCCACCCUUCUUCUUUUUGUUUUUCCUUGUAUCAUUUAUUUUUCGGGGACACACACACUUUAUAUUCUGCUUUUUUCGCUCCAGUAUUCUCACGGACCCCAAGCUACGUAUCCUAAAGGAUGGGAAGAGUCCUGAUUUAAAAAAAACAAACAAAAAAACUAAACCUACAUCAGCAUAUCAUAUCUUUUCAUGACUCUGACUGCCCUCUGUCACGUGUGAGAAUGUGUAUUAUGACGGCUGUUAGGAACCUUUUUAGAAACAAAACAAAAAAAGGAGUUUUCAUAACUGAUUGUACUGGGUUGAUUGAGGAAAAUGUGUUUGUACCUACUUCCUGUGCCGUGGUUACAUCCAUCAUGUCUGCUGUGGCGGUUUGUUUUUGAAAAAGACACUAUGUGGACGCUGGAUAUUGACACACACACACACACAAACACACACACACACACACUGUGAUAUGGAUAUAUACUUUUGUUGUUUCAGUGUCUGAAUCUGUUACCAGCAGUCUUAUUAUUACUGUCAUCAUCGCCGCCAUUUUUUUUUGUUUGUUUGUUUGUUUUUCCCAGAGCUUCCAUUCAUUCAUGACUGUUGGUGUAUUUUGUAGUUUGAGCUGCCUUCAGGAGGAGGUUACAGGUGAAAAAAAAAAAAUCAAGACAGUUACCACAGCAGCAGAAGCUCGACUGCUGAGUUUGCACUUUGGGACGGGGAGCGGUGGACAGGGGGGGUCAACAACGAGCUGGCUGUGCACAUUUACAUUUCCUGUGACUGACUUUUGGACCCCGGCAAGUGUUUUCACAUAUUCCCAACUCCCUCCCUCCGCCAUCACCCGCUCCAAAUGUCCUGACUGCAGCCCUCCUCCUCCUCCUCCUCCUCCUCUUCUUCUUUUCUUUAUUUUUUUUUAUACCCAUCACCUACCUGCAGACUACAAACUUCUGUUAAUAGCUCAUAGAUACUGCUCUGUUUUAUUUUUGUUCCCCUUUUUUUCCCUUUGCUAUGCUGUUGAAAUAAUAAAAAAAAAUAUAUCCAGAUCA